GGUCUCCGGGCGCCAUGUGCCCCUGCAGCCUGGGCACCUGGGUGCGUGCCCAGGGUGACACCUACCAGGUGGUGGCUGACGUCAGCCAGUUCGAGCCCCCCGACAUCGUGGUGACCACCUCCAACUGCCACGUCGCUAUCCAGGCUGAGAAGGUGGCCGAGGAUGGCACCGUCUGCGACACCUUCACCCACAAGUGCCAGCUGCCCGAGGACACAGACCCGCUGUCGGUGAGCUGUGCCCUCACUGAGGCCGGCAUGUUGGUCAUCACCGCCCGGCGCCGUGCCGGUGCCCGCCCCGGGGAGCCCCCGCAGCUGCUGUACCGCAGUGAGGCCAGGCUGUGA
Molecule: messenger RNA, 341 nt
Organism: Leptosomus discolor (cuckoo roller)
Lineage: Eukaryota; Metazoa; Chordata; Aves; Leptosomiformes; Leptosomidae
Source: RefSeq, a predicted model, not a curated record